AUGGUGGAAUUCGUGGAAAUCAACGGCGCCCGUCUCGCCUACCGUCUGGCCGGGCCCGAAGAUGCCCCCCUGAUGAUCACUCUCCACGGCGGCCGUGGCUUCGGCGACCACAGAUCGGAUUUCAAAGUGUACAGCCAGCUGAGCGACAAGAUCCGCGUCCUUUCAUUCGACUACCGAGGCCACGGGAAGAGCUCCCGAACAAAACCGUACACCUUUGACCAGAUUGUCGACGACAUUGAAGGCAUCAGGCGUCAUUUCCUCGGCGACAAGCAGGCCAUCAUCUGCGGCGGGAGUUUCGGCGGCUUCCUCGCGCAGCACUACGCAAUUAAAUAUGCCUCGCGCGUGUCGCAUCUGAUCCUCCGGGGAACUGCGCCCUCACACCAUCAUGAGGCUGGAGCCAUAAAGACGCUCGAGGAGCGAGUGAGCAAGGUCCCCGGCUUCUCGGUCAACAUGCUGAGGAACAAGGUCUUUGGGGCGUAUGAGAGCGAUCGCGAGUUCCAGCUGGUCUAUUUUGCCAUGCUGCCGCUUUAUAAAGAAACAUAUGACGCGGACGCGGGCUUGAAGAGAGCUCUAGAUAUUGAAUACGUGGCAGAGUCGCACAAUGACCUCUACUCAGAGCAAGAAAAAUAUUUUGAUUACACUGAUCGCUUGUUAGAGAUCACCGCCAAGACGCUCGUCGUCGUGGGGGCAAGGGACUGGAUCUGCCCACCAGAAAAUUCCCAGCUGAUUGCCGAGAAAAUCCCCGGGGCAGAACUAUUCACGGUUGAAGGGGCGAAUCACGGUGUGCACGCGGAGAAGCCAGAGGUGGUAUUGCCCAAGAUACGUAGCCAUUUAGGAAUCUAA
Molecule: messenger RNA, 843 nt
Organism: Clonostachys byssicola
Lineage: Eukaryota; Fungi; Ascomycota; Sordariomycetes; Hypocreales; Bionectriaceae
Source: the annotation of a GenBank genome assembly